Aedes aegypti (yellow fever mosquito) is the source of this 2641-nucleotide messenger RNA. RefSeq names its product kinesin-like protein KIF3A. Gene Ontology annotation, biological process: microtubule-based movement; mitotic cell cycle. Lineage: Eukaryota; Metazoa; Arthropoda; Insecta; Diptera; Culicidae. Gene Ontology annotation, molecular function: ATP binding; plus-end-directed microtubule motor activity; microtubule binding. The record is from RefSeq and is a predicted model, not a curated record. Gene Ontology annotation, cellular component: microtubule.
AUCGAUUUGUACAUUGAUACCGCCCGUCCGAUCGUCGACAAAGUACUGGAAGGCUACAAUGGGACUAUCUUGGCGUACGGUCAAACUGGCACCGGCAAAACCUAUACCAUGUCUGGUAAUCCGGAUUCUCCGCAGACGAAGGGUAUCAUACCGAACACGUUUGCCCAUAUCUUUGGGCACAUUGCCAGGGCUAAGGAGAACCAAAAGUUUUUGGUGCGGGUAAGUUAUAUGGAAAUCUAUAAUGAGGAGGUUCGUGAUUUACUCGGUAAGGAGUUCAACAAAAGCUUGGAAGUGAAAGAGCGCGCAGAUAUUGGCGUGUUCGUAAAAGAUUUGAGUGGUUAUGUGGUUCACAAUGCGGAUGAUUUGGAUAACAUUAUGAAGUUGGGAAACAAAAACCGUGUCGUUGGAGCGACCAAGAUGAAUUCGGAGUCUUCGCGUUCUCAUGCUAUAUUUUCGAUCACAAUUGAAUCUAGUGAAACUGAUGAGAGUGGUAAGCAAUAUGUUAAAAUGGGAAAGCUGCAGCUUGUCGAUUUGGCUGGUUCGGAAAGACAGAGCAAAACACAAUCCUCAGGAUUAAGACUGAAGGAAGCUACAAAGAUUAAUUUGUCUCUGUCAGUGCUUGGCAAUGUGAUCAGUGCCUUGGUUGACGGGAAAAGCACUCACAUUCCAUAUCGUAAUUCGAAGCUUACCAGAUUGCUACAAGAUUCUCUUGGAGGUAAUAGUAAAACUGUUAUGUGUGCGAGUAUUAGUCCGGCAGAUUCAAAUUAUGUUGAAACAAUAUCAACAUUGCGCUAUGCAUGUCGCGCCAAAAGCAUUCAGAAUCUGGCUCACGUCAAUGAGGAACCGAAGGAUGCGUUGUUGCGUCACUUCCAGGAGGAAAUUAAGGAACUCAAACGACAAUUGGAAGAGGGAACUUUUGUCAAUGGCAUUUGUACAGAUGAAGACGAGGAAGAUAUUGACGAUGAUGACGAGGAAGAGGAAGAAGAAAUAGAAAUCGAUGAAGACAAGGAAAAAGAGCGUUUAGAGAAGAAGGAAAAGAAACGCCGAGAAAGAGCUAAAGAAAAGAAAGAAAAAGCUGAUGCAGAGAAGGAAUUGCUGGAGAAGAAGGCAAUUGAAAACGAACAAGAAAUUAAGCGGGCUAAAUCCGAGCAAGACCAACUUCGGGCGAAACUUUCGUCCCUGGAAAACAAAAUUCUUGUUGGUGGUGAAAACUUAUUGGAGAAAGCACAGGCACAGGAGGUACUUUUGGAAAAGUCAAUGGCAGAACUGGAGCGUCGUACCAAAACCGAACGGGAGCUUGAAGAAAAUCUCCAAAAGAUUGAAGCCGAACGAAUUGAUAUUGAGGAACGGUACAGCUCUCUCCAGGAGGAAUGUGUUGGAAAAACCAAAAAGCUGCAACGUGUUAUGUCGAUGCUGAUGAGCAUCAAGUCUGAGUUGGCCGAUCAACAACAGGAACAGCAGCGUGAAAAGGAAGGCAUUUAUGAAAACAUUCGAAGUCUAUCAAGGGAAUUGGCUCUCUGUGAGUUAGUCAUCAAUUCGUACAUUCCAAAAGAAUAUCAGAACAUGAUCGAAAAAUUCACCCACUGGAACGAGGACAUCGGCGAGUGGCAGCUAAAGUGCGUCGCAUACACGGGAAACAAUAUGCGCAAAAACGUUGCCGAACCGAAGGUCAACACCAAAGAGACGGAUCUGAUCGAUCUGUCGCAUGUCUAUUUGAGUUACAAUACAGAUUCGGUCACCGAGCCAAUGCGAGCCAAGACGGCUAGGCCGCGCACGUCAGGAAUAGCUCGUCCAACCACGGCCAGAAAGUAUUACUAAGUUGUAAGCACUCAAGUUGAGCAUAUUUUUUUAAAGCGCACAGCCAAAAGAUCAAAAGUUUUACUAGCGAAGAGGCUUUUUUCGUGCAUUGUGUUGUUGUUAUUUUUCGUGUUUUUAUAGUUUAGGUUUUGUUCGUUUAUUUAGCAAGCAGUCAUAACAUUCACAGCUUUUUAAGUUAUGUGCAAUUAAGUACUAGUCCAACGACGUUAGAAAACUAUAUUUUGUUUAUUUUAAUUAUUGUUUGAUUUUAUUAUAACUAAAUGUCUAGAAGAUACUAUCAGCAGAAAAGUGAACUAUAGUUUGAUAAGCAUACAUAGAACUAUAAAUGUUGCUGUGGAUGUGACAAUAUUCCAAAUGUAGGUUAUUUUAGGUUGAAGUUUAUUGCUUUGCGUAGAUUUCAGAAGGCUUUUACAGCAAGAUUAUCGGUAAGAAUGCUAUAAUUUGGGAGAUAUUCUUGUAGUGAACCGCAUGACCAGAAAUGCUCGAAUCAUAUUGACACAAUUGGUGCGUUAACUACACGUGACUUAUAUUUAAGGUAUUAUUCUUUGAAUAAUAUACAUCGAUGAUUUAUGGAAUAAUAACUUACACAGCAUCACAUUUUACUUAUUCCUGACACGUGUGUUUGAGUUAAAAAAAAUACCCUUUAUCGAUCAUUUAUUCUCAUAGUAUUUAUCGUUAUUGAACAGCCCGCAAAUGACUCACAGGAUUGAAAAAAAAGAACACACGUCGUUACUCAAUUAGCUAACACACACAAAUAUUGCUUGCAAAAGAUACUCACAUUGAUAUUUUAUAUCGACACAAUAAAAAUAUUUUCUGUUCAUCA